This is a messenger RNA of Vitis riparia (riverbank grape), 1169 nucleotides long. Its product is annotated as zinc finger protein 830-like. Gene Ontology annotation, cellular component: spliceosomal complex; nucleus. The coding region runs from base 145 to 837 and encodes 230 amino acids. The transcript has 5 exons. NCBI's taxonomy places the organism in Eukaryota, Viridiplantae, Streptophyta, Magnoliopsida, Vitales, Vitaceae. Gene Ontology annotation, biological process: mitotic DNA replication checkpoint signaling; mitotic DNA damage checkpoint signaling; nuclear DNA replication. Gene Ontology annotation, molecular function: zinc ion binding; nucleic acid binding. The record is from RefSeq and is a predicted model, not a curated record.
GUUAAUGAAGUGCUUAUACCACUACAGGCAAUUAAAAAUGUCAAAGCCAAUGCUGCUGGACUAACUCGGGCUAACAAUGCAAAACCUGAGGCCCCUAAACCUGAGUCCUCAACUGUAUUGUCUAAUGCUACAUCUGAAGCCUCUAUGAAUUUGCAGAAGGCUCAGCUAUCAUCUGGGCUUCCUGCAGAUUUUUUUGAUAAUCAUGUGACAAAGAAGCAAAAAUCUGGAAAUGAUGCGGUCAAGUUCCUAGAUCCAGAUUCAUACAACAAGACUGGGGGUUCCGCUUCUGCUCAAACUCAGUCAAUGGAGCCUCUUGAGUCGAAAAACAAUUUAGACAGAUUGUCCAGUUCUCACUCUGAAAAGAUGGGAAAAAGUGGAAUUCAUCAUGCCAGGGACCUUACCCAGACAUCAGGAAAGAUUGUUGGUUCAGAAACCAAGGAAGUAAAGGGUGCUCUUCCUGAAGGCUUCUUUGACAACAAGGAUGCUGACCUUCGUGCACGUGGUAUUGUGCUUGUUAAGCCGGAUGUCAAGGACGAGUACAAAGAAUUUGAAAAGUUGAUACAGGAGGAUUUGAAGGAGGUGGACAACCGUUUGGAAGAAGAAGAGUUUGAUGCAGCUGAGAUGAUUGAAGAGGCCGAGUCUGUGGAGCAAAAGGUGUAUUGGGAGAAAGUGGAAAUGCUGAAGAAGAAGAAAUUGGAGCUGAAGGUGGCUAGAUCCGGCAGACGGAGUAAAGAGCCUGAGGUCAGAGGCAAGGGGCAUAGCUCUGAAGAGGAUUCAUCCAGUGAUGAUGAUAGUGAUGGGAAUUUCAUGGUUGAUUGGAGAGCACAACACCUGUGAAUACUUCUGUUUGAAAUUUUCUGGUAGCAUCGCCUGUGCAGACAUGUCUAUGUCGGCAUGCAAACACCUGAUUACGUUUGCUGGAGUUUGGUGCUGCUUCUUUCAUUCUGAGCCAUUCUCCAGAUUUUGGUUCAACUGGCUGCUGAUUGAAAGGGAUGGGGAGUGAGGCGAGGUGAGAGUAAGCCCUGGUCCAAGAUCCUAGAAUUUUACAUUGUUUCUGUAUGCAUGUCUAUAAAGGGGCAGGUAGAAGAUCUGGGUUUUGGUUGAAACUUGAAUGGUGUAUCCCGAAUUCCGAUACUAAGAUUUAGGGUUUAAUGAAGACAAAUGGGUUA